AUGGCCGUGAACCUCGACCAACAACACGCUGCUUUUGAACGACAAGAGCGAUCAAAGAUAGGCAGCAUCGGUCAUGACCAUCAAUGCACUGUUUAUGAACAACAACAAGCUAGCUCUUCUGAUUUCGAAGUCUGCGGAGUCUUCGCUCCAGCGCUCCAUAAUCCACCGCUCCAACCUAGAGGAGAAAAUCCUUUGGAUAACCCUCAAUACCACUGCCCUCGUUGCGACACUACCUACUCACGUUCCUUGGCAGUCAAGCAGCACUUUCCUCGAUGUAUCGAAACCAACGGCAACCCCGACUCUCUCAGAUGGUUUGAUCAUGAGAGUAACAACCUUACCGUUACACGGAAUCUGAACACCCUAAAAGCUGCUAUCACUCCGAGCAAGCACAAGCGAAGUGCAUUGUCCAUUGCUUCUCUGCUGGCGGAUGAGCCAGAGGCAUUCGUGGUUAUGAACAAAGUCGACAAAUGGGCUGCCAUGGCAGCGGAGAAGCAAGCAGCAACGGUUGCUUCGAUGUCGAAUAAGUCGAAUGGGAUAGGAACCUUGGCCACACACAUUCCGACCCCCGUCACGGCGUCAAUAAUGGACACGUCAAGCCGUAAGGACACGUCAGUAGUCAAAAAGCCAGCUAAGUCGCCCACUACGGCACCCAAACAGGGAAGCACACUCGCGAUCCCCGCAGCACGCGACCAGUUCGUCACCCUAGCGGGCAAGCAACCGGAACCAAGACCGCAAAAGCCGAGGAAGCGCAGGGCGCCUAACCAUGGCAGGGACACAGCCCACCUGUUCAAUAAUGCGGGGGUGCUCAUGCCAUCGAUUCCUGGGAUAGAUAUCGUCACGGAACGCUUGUUUGACAAAGGGGAGAUCAUGUCCCUAGGACCAUCGCGUUCACACGAUAGCUACUACCCAGUUGGAGAACCACUUGGUGGCUCCUUCCUACUGGACCACUCGAGCGACAAGAAGCGCAAGAGGGAUAACGAGAACUGA
Messenger RNA from Letharia lupina, 987 nucleotides. RefSeq lists its product as uncharacterized. The transcript has 2 exons. The record is from RefSeq and is a predicted model, not a curated record. The coding region runs from base 1 to 987 and encodes 328 amino acids. NCBI's taxonomy places the organism in Eukaryota, Fungi, Ascomycota, Lecanoromycetes, Lecanorales, Parmeliaceae.